Messenger RNA from Nymphalis io (European peacock), 1564 nucleotides. Its product is annotated as transmembrane protein 135-like. The transcript is spliced from 10 exons. The record is from RefSeq and is a predicted model, not a curated record. NCBI's taxonomy places the organism in Eukaryota, Metazoa, Arthropoda, Insecta, Lepidoptera, Nymphalidae. Bases 123 to 1298 code for a protein of 391 amino acids.
CAGACAGCGUUGUACGGAUGUGUAGUAACGUGCACGUAUGUGUAUAUAGUGUAUGAUUUAGUUGAAUAAAAUGGAUUUUCAAUAAGCUAACGUCGAAGAUUAUUGAAGAUUAAAGACGUGAAAUGGUUGAAAUAAGUAAACAUUUAUUUGAGAGCACAUUUAGAGAUGUUCAUUGUAGCGUGCUCCUUCAUCCUUGGAACAGAAGCUGUUGGACAUCAUCAUUCUCAACGUAUGGAAAUUCUUUACUUGGAAGCGCUAAAUUUUAUUUCAUUGUACAUUUGGCACAAAACUUAAUGAAGGGCAAGAAAAUGCUGAAGAGAAAGGAGUUAACGAAGGCCGGCGAGUAUUAUGUGCGAUCAACCCUUUUAGGUGCUCUUAUAAGUGGGACUUGUGUAAGCUUUGGAUGUUUAUUGAGAUGGAUCCUUGGAAGGCAAUUCACAUAUUACACCUACUUCCUAAUUCCCAACACGAUAAACGGCCUCUUCAUCCUCUUAGAGCCCCCAAAGAGAAGAGGUCUGGUCGUAAAUUUAUUUUGUAAUCUGGCAAUCGAAUAUUGGAUGCGUACACUUGAAAUUAAAAAUUAUAUGACUUUGACGAUAUCAAAGCAAACAUUUUUGUUUAUGAUCGGUAGUGCUCUCCUCUUCUAUCUUAUGCGGCUUGAAGGUGAUAGAAAUAAAAGGACUCCAUUAUUGUGGCUUUUUACCCCUGAAAAAGUAAGACGGAAAACGGACGAAUCCAAGGAUGUUUGUCCUCACAAUGGGCCAUGUGGAAUACAUAUUUUAAAAGGUGCAUUCACUUACUUCGGAGUGGGUUUUGGAUUUACUAUGGCACGAGUGUUAUUACCAAGAAUAUCGUCACCUUUUAAAGCCCUUGCCAGUAUAAGGAGAAGUCAUUUCAAUAUGGGACUAUUCUUCGCUAGCUAUAUUGGUAUUUACAGAGCUGUGAUAUGUUAUUUAUGUCGUAAGCAAGGAUAUGAUUCAGCAUUGUAUGCGUUACCAGCGGGAUAUCUCGCAGGAUUGUCGUUCUUAUUCAAACCGAGCCUCGGGUUUGCAAUAGCAUCAUUGACAGGGGCUUUUAAGUUGUAUGUAACAAUUCUUUACGAGAAGAAAGUUUUACCGGAGAACGUACCGCUAUCUUUGAUGCUGUAUUGUAUAUGUCAAGGAGUUCUAUUUCACUCGCGGUUUAUGCAUCCAGAUGUUUGUCCGAAAUAUAUUUUCAAGGUCAUGAACAGUGUUACCAAUGGACGAACUGAAUUAUUAUAUAAUAACGUAUUGGAAGUGAUCAAAAGUACAACGUAAACAAGACGUCAAAAAGCAUUAGAUGCAAUUUUAUUUCUAAAUAAAAUUUUUAAAAUGCUGAGAUUGCAAAAAUGGAAUCAUAGAAGACUUGUGAAAAAUGAAUUGAAGCAAAGAUCUAAAUAUAAACGCUCGUACGAAAAAUAAAUAUAUUUAUAGAAUUUAUCGUGAACUGAUAGAAAGAAAACAUACAUGAGUUUUAAUUGUGUUAUUACAUGUUAUUUAUAAAUCAAAAUAUAUUAAAAUAGAACUUAAAAACUACGUCUGUU